GCAUCUACGUCUGUGCCAAGUGUGGCCAUGAGCUGUUCUCCAGCCGUGCCAAGUACGAGCACUCGUCCCCCUGGCCAGCCUUCACCGAGACCCUCCACGAGGACAGCGUGGCCAAGCGCCAGGAGCGCCCGGGGGCUCUGAAGGUGUCUUGUGGCAAGUGUGGCAACGGGCUCGGCCACGAGUUCCUCAACGACGGGCCGAGGAGGGGCCAGUCCCGCUUCUGAAUAUUCAGCAGCUCGCUGAAGUUCCUCCCAAAAGUGAGGAUUGAUGGCUGCCUCCAAAG
Molecule: messenger RNA, 283 nt
Organism: Merops nubicus (carmine bee-eater)
Lineage: Eukaryota; Metazoa; Chordata; Aves; Coraciiformes; Meropidae
Gene: MSRB1
Product: methionine sulfoxide reductase B1
Exons: 3
Molecular function (GO): peptide-methionine (R)-S-oxide reductase activity
Source: RefSeq, a predicted model, not a curated record